Messenger RNA from Labeo rohita (rohu), 2486 nucleotides. RefSeq names its product ribonuclease inhibitor-like. Gene Ontology annotation, molecular function: protein binding. The annotation marks the transcript as partial. The transcript is spliced from 14 exons. The record is from RefSeq and is a predicted model, not a curated record. NCBI's taxonomy places the organism in Eukaryota, Metazoa, Chordata, Actinopteri, Cypriniformes, Cyprinidae.
GACUUUCAGACUGCAGUAUCACUGAAGAAGGUUAUAAAGCUCUGGCUUCAGCUCUGAGAUCAAACCCUUCACACCUGAUAGAGCUGGAUCUCACAGGAAAUGAUCCUGGACAAUCAGGAGUGAAGGAGCUCAAUGAUUUACUACAGGAUCCAAACUGUCAACUCAAGACACUGAGGUUUUUGGGUCCUGCUGCAGAUGAAGCCUGUCAGUAUGUGACUGGAAUUGUGGGUAAAAACCCGUUACUCCUGAGAGAACUGAAUCUGAGUGAACAUGAACUAGGAGACACACGAGUGAAUCAGAUCGCUGCUCUACUGCAGGAUAAACACUGUCAACUCAACACACUGAUUCUGAAUAACAACUGUAUCACAGAAGGAGGUUGUCAUGUUCUGGCUGCAGCUCUAAAUUCAAACCCUUCAAAUCUGACAGAGCUGGAUCUGAGUGAGAAUAAACUAGGAAACCCAGGAAUGAAGAUCAUCUUGACUCUGUUUGAAAAUGUACAGUGUAGACUGGAAAAGCUGAAACUUUCAGACUGCAGUAUCACUGAAGAAGGUUAUAAAGCUCUGGCUUCAGCUCUGAGAUCAAACCCUUCACACCUGAUAGAGCUGGAUCUCACAGGAAAUGAUCCUGGACAAUCAGGAGUGAAGGAGCUCAAUGAUUUACUACAGGAUGGACUCUGUUCAUUAAAGACCAUCAGGUUUUUGAAAAGUCCUGCUGCAGAGGAAGCGUGUGAGUAUCUCACUGGAGUUCUGGGUAAAAGUCCAUUACUACUGAAAGAACUGGAUCUGAGUGGAGAUAAAUUAGGAGAUCUGGAUGGGGAGAAACUCUCUGCUCUUUUGAUGGACUCUCAUAGCAAACUGGAGAAAAUAAUGCUGAAUAAUUGUGAGCUGACAGAGAAAAGCUGUUCAGUUCUAGCUACUGUUCUCUCCUCCAAAACAAUCCUGAAAGAGAUGAACCUGAACAACAGUCGUCUGCUGGACUCAGGAGUCAAAGAGAUCUGUGAGGGACUGAAGAAUCCUGUGUGUGAGCUGAAGAUACUGAAACUUUCAGACUGCAGUAUCACUGAAGAAGGUUAUAAAGCUCUGGCUUCAGCUCUGAGAUCAAACCCUUCACACCUGAUAGAGCUGGAUCUCACAGGAAAUGAUCCUGGACAAUCAGGAGUGAAGGAGCUCAGUGAUUUACUACAGGAUCCAAACUGUCAACUCAAGACACUGAGGUUUUUGGGUCCUGCUGCAGAUGAAGCCUGUCAGUAUGUGACUGGAAUUGUGGGUAAAAACCCGUUACUCCUGAGAGAGCUGAAUCUGAGUGGACAUGAACUAGGAGACACACGAGUGAAUCAGAUCGCUGCUCUACUGCAGGAUAAACACUGUCAACUCAACACACUGAUGCUGCGUGAUUGUGGUUUAACAGAGGAAAACUGUUCAUGUCUCGCUACAGUCCUGAGAUCAAACUCCAGUCUGAAAGAGCUUGACAUGAGCAACAAUAAUCUGCAAGAUUCAGGAGUGAAGAAACUCCAGACUGGAUUAGAAAAUACAAAAUGCACAUUGGAGAAACUCAGACUUUCAGACUGCAGUAUCACUGAAGAAGGUUAUAAAGCUCUGGCUUCAGCUCUGAGAUCAAACUCUUCACACCUGAUAGAGCUGGAUCUCACAGGAAAUGAUCCUGGACAAUCAGGAGUGAAGGAGCUCAGUGAUUUACUACAGGAUGCAAACUGUCAACUCAAGACACUGAGGUUUUUGGGUCCUGCUGCAGAUGAAGCCUGUCAGUAUGUGACCGGAAUUGUGGGUAAAAACCCAUUACUCCUGAGAAAGCUGAAUCUGAAUGGACAUAAACUAGGAGACACACGAGUGAAUCAGAUCGCUGCUCUACUGCAGGAUAAACACUGUCAACUCAACACACUGAAUCUGUGUGGAUGCAAUAUGAAAGAGAAACAGUGUCUCAUCCUGACUUCAGUUCUGAAAUCAAACCUAUCACACCUGAGAGAACUGAACCUGAGCUGGAAUGAACUAGGAGACUCUGGAGUGAAAAACCUCAGUGAUCUACUGAUGAACACACAACUCAAGCUGGAGAAACUAGUUCUGUGUGGAUGCAGUAUGACAGAGAAACAGCGUCUCAUCCUGAUUUCAGCUCUGAAAUCAAACUCAUCACACCUGAGAGAACUGAACCUGAGCAGGAAGGAACUAGGAGACUCUGUAGUGAAAAACCUCAGUGAUCUACUGAUGAACACACAAUUCAAGCUGGAGAAACUACAUCUGUAUGAUUGCAGUAUUACAGAGAAACAGUGUCUCAUCCUGACUUCAGCUCUGAAAUCAAACCCAUCACACCUGAGAGAACUGAACCUGACAGGGAAUAAACUAGGAGACUCUGGAGUGAAAAACCUCAGUGAUCUACUGAUGAACACACAAUUCAAGCUGGAGAAACUACAGUUAGUAUCAUUAUACUGUACAGCAGUGAUAGUGAGGUUAAAGAUUAUUGUUUACUUUCAUAAA